GGAGGCGGGUUCUCGUGGGCAGCGGCGGUGGCUGCCACUGAGGGGCCUGGUGACACGAACGACUGUGGUCGCGGACUCAGCCUCGCCUGGAAAGGCAUGGCGGCGCUCGGCCGGCCCUUCAGCGGCCUCCCUCUGAGCGGCAGCGCGGACUUCCUGCAGCCGCCGGCGGCCUUCGCGGGCCGGGCCUUCCCGCCGGGAGCCGCCGGCCAUGACCUGGCCCCGCGGCCGGGCGUCCGCCCUGCGCCGAGCAGCCCGGGUGGGAGAACGGCGCGCGGACGUGUUUCCCUUCACUGUAGAAAGAAACACAAGCGUUUGGCAGAGGAUGAUGAGUGUCCAAUAAGAAAAAAGCGACUGACCGAAGCUGAACUUUGUGUAGUUGCUAAUGAAUGGGUUCUUGGCACAGCCCAGGGUAUAGAAGGUCAUGGGGUAAACACGUGUCCUAGUGGCCUUUCUGUACCCAGCAUGCUAGAUGCUGUCUGUGAAGAAAUGGAUCAAACAACUGGAGAACCGCAGUGUGAAGCUGCCAGGAGGAAGCUUCAGGAGAUUGAGGACAGGAUAAUUGACGAAGAUGAAGAGGUUGAAAGUGACAGAAAUGUUAGCCACCUCCCAAGUCUUAUCCUUUCCGAAACCAUGAAAACAGGCUUGAAGAGGGAAUUUGAGGAAGUCUUCACAAAGAAAAUGAUUGAGUCCAUGAGCCGUCCUUCCAUGGAGCUUGUGCUCUGGAAACCUCUCCCUGAACUCCUUUCUGAGAAGCCAAAGCCAUCCUCUAACCCUAAGAACUACAUGGGAGAGAGCCAAACAAAGCGUGCAGCUGCCGGCACUGCCUUCCCACAGAGAACUGAACUGUUGCUGGAGCCUCGGUGCACAGACACACCGCUUUACCAUAGUCUGGAGACAGUUGCUAGCACAGAGGAAGAGAUGGAGCUCUAGAGACCAGCUGCUGCUCCAACUUGGCAAGUUCUGGAAGGCUCCCAUGUUCAGUAAUGAGCCUGCCUGUGUAGUCUAGGGACCUGAAAGUUUUAUGAAACGGGUGUAGUAUCUCCCCCUGUGGUGUAAAGUGGGACUGUCAUUGUGGGUAGCCAUUUAUUGAAUUCAACUUUUUGCCAAGGAAGCUUAUCUCAAGGGAAGUGCAGUUUUCUAGCAGGCUUAUCCAAGAAAUAUUAGUCUUUGUAAAGACAGGUGUAGAUGCUGGAUGUGUUAUUGGUGACUUAAGUCAUCUGUCCCGUUGUUGAAGCCAUUCUUGAGAUGAUUACGUAGAGGAAUGCUCCUAAUUGCCACUGCACCCUGACAACGAAGUCAUGUAUUGAGCCCCUUGUGGUUUCUGUACACCUGACAGCAGGAGGGAAGAUAGCAGUACUUUGAGUUUGUUGUGAAGCAAUUGAACAGACAAGGAAACUUGUGUUGGCAUCAGGUUGGUGUAGCUGUAUUGUUUCAAGCAGUAGUUUUUGGUAUCCUUUCAUGACUGAUAAGCUCAGUUGGUCAGUAAUGUUUACACUUCAAUUAACUUAACGUGAGUGAUUUAAUGAAUGUGGGCUAACCCCCUCUGCAAAUGCCUGUGAGAGAAGUGUCUUUUCAUGAAUCCUGAGGACAUGCUGUGUCAGCUAAACCCAGCAUUGAUAGCUUCUAGAGUUUAAAAAGGGAAGGUUGUACUUGUAUUAACAAGUUGAGUUUUUUUUUUAAUGUUGGUUGAAAACAGUGACUUAGCUGAGAAGAAAUGGACAGGUGUCUUGGAGAUAGCUACUUGUUCGGUGCUUUUAAGCUAUUGUGCAGUAAGCCUAAGUUAGUGGAGAUGGCCUCCUGCCAGCAGGAAAUCUUUACCCUUUAGUACCCAAACCAGGCUCAAGGUGUUCUUUGGGAAUAACCAGGGUUAAGUUUUUAAUUUCUCAGGAAGAGCUCUUCAGCAUGGCAGGAUGUAUAACAAAGGCAUGACAGCUGCUUCAGCGCUGUAGAGCAGUCUCUGCAACAUAGCCGCUGAGGUAGUAAAUAACUCUUUCUACAGCAGAAAACCUCAGUUUGGUUUUCAUUUUCUGGGUUUCUUCUCCCUUUGUAGGAAAAGGAAAAAAAAAAAAAAAAAAAAAAAAGAUGUUUCUGUAGAGUAGAGGUGAGUUUUUAGAAACUUAGCUUCCAGGCAUUUUUGCAACUCCUGCUAAAGUCCCUCCUGUGGAUGGCAGAGGAGGCACAAGUCUGUUCAUUAGACUGUUUCUCCUCUUGCCUUCUCUUUGUUCCUGCCCCUCUCUUUCUGUCUGGAUGUCAGGAAAAGGUUUAAUGUUUAAUAUUUAAACAAAAUAUUUAUGUCUACACAAAGUUACUCAAGCUUCAAACCAGUAUUGAAACCAGUUGGAAACCAGCUAAUAGUUUCUUCAUCUCAGAGAGGUGAACGUAACUGUCUUCUGUUGAAAUGUGCAAGUGUUUGACUCAUGUCAUUUGAAAAACUAAUGGCUUGUUUAAUGGGACCAACUAGUAAAGUUUAUAGCCUUAAAGAAAUAUCUAUGCUAAGAAAUAUCGGUACAGUUGAGAGACAUGCAGGGACUGCCAAGAGUCUGGAGUUAGCCCCAUAUUAGAAGGAAAUGGCAGCUUCCAAAGGGCCCAGAAUACCAGACUGCCCCUGAAAGGCCUUAAGUGGCUUUGAUGGGGUUGGUAACUACUGGAGGAUGUCUUUUAACUUGUCAGAAGUCCUUACCUGAUAUGAUCCUAUUUCUGCAGGAAAGUGGAUGUUUCAUGCUCCUUUUGGACUUUAUCUACUUGCACAUGUUUGUACAAAAAUCAUCUUCAUCCUUGUGGUUCUUACUCAUUUGACUGCCUCCAGCCCCAUGCUCUGUUUUCUUUUCUAGCAUAAGGCUUUUGCUUUCAUUCCCUUAAGGUUUUCCUAAGGGAUUAACAGGUUUUUUCAUCUUGUAUAGUUUCUUGCAGCAUGGAUCAAACAUUGGCUCAAUGUACUAAUGUGAAGGUCAACAAGUAUCUAAAGCAGGUGAGCUCUGAUGAACAAAUGUAUAUUUUCUCUGAGUUUAAAUCGGGUGUGUGUGGGGUUUUUGGUUCUUAGUUUGGGUUAUUUUGUUGUUGUUCUUAAUAUGAAGAAUAAUAUGAGAAUCCAGCUCUCAUAAUAUACAUCAGUUUAAAACUGCUCAUUCUUGAAAAGAUAAAAAUGUAAAAUUUAGAAACAUAAGUAGGACAGGACUUAGACGGCAGAGGAGAAUGUUAACUAACAGGUUCACCUGCUGCUCUGCAUCUGGAACCUGUCCUGGUGAAUAGUGACAAGAAUGGUACAGAACUAGGAACAUCUAGAGGAUGUGUCAGCUUUACUUCAAAGAUGAGAACCUGGUGUUUCUGUAUUUUAUUAUUUUCAAUAAAACUCAAGUGUUUUGAACUUUUUAAA
Molecule: messenger RNA, 3373 nt
Organism: Psammomys obesus (fat sand rat)
Lineage: Eukaryota; Metazoa; Chordata; Mammalia; Rodentia; Muridae
Gene: Ccdc117
Product: coiled-coil domain containing 117
Exons: 5
Coding region: 97-930 (277 amino acids)
Source: RefSeq, a predicted model, not a curated record